This is a messenger RNA of Cuscuta campestris, 805 nucleotides long. NCBI's taxonomy places the organism in Eukaryota, Viridiplantae, Streptophyta, Magnoliopsida, Solanales, Convolvulaceae. The record is from the annotation of a GenBank genome assembly.
CUCACAAUUAGCCUCAUCCUUGACUCAUUUCAACAACAAAACCCCCUUAAUUUCCAACAACACCAAAUCACUUGACCCAAACACCCCUCCCAUCCAAAACUCUCAUCAUAGUUUGUGCAAUAGCAUUCCACAAUGGCUCGAUCCCAACAACGCUACCGCGGUGUCCGACAACGGCAUUGGGGUUCGUGGGUAUCUGAAAUCCGUCACCCGUUGCUGAAAAUGAGAAUUUGGUUAGGCACGUUCGAGACAGCAGAGGAUGCUGCGAGAGCGUACGAUGAAGCUGCGAAACUAAUGUGCGGCCCGAGGGCCCGAACUAACUUCCCCUACGACCCAAACACGCCCCAAACAUCCUCGGCCAAGUUACUCUCCCCAGCCUUAAUAGCUAAACUACAAAAAUGUCACCUUCAAGCCUCCCUUCAAUUGGAGAAAGAAUCGUUGCCACAGAGCCACCCCUCGAAAUCACUCAAUCCAUCCGCUAUUUUCGGACACCAGGACACAGAUGCCGCCUUCUGGUUUUCGGAGAAAAAACCUCAAAUAGCAUUGCCACCGUUUGAUUUGCAGCCGGUGGCAAACGCGAAUUGGGCGGUUGGAGGAGCAACGGAAAACAACCGGAACAAUACACAAUUCCUAAAAACACUUGAAGAAGACCACAUUGAACAAAUGAUUGAGGAGCUUAUUCAUUAUGGAACAAUUGAGCUCUGCUCUAUGGGGCUUUAAACUAUGUUGACCAAAUUAUUCAAAUAAGUGUCACUAUGUUGUCUUCUUCAAAAUGUCCGUUUAUUGGGAAUCAAGAGACGUUUUGCCU